Messenger RNA from Papaver somniferum (opium poppy), 1765 nucleotides. RefSeq names its product endoglucanase 1-like. The record is from RefSeq and is a predicted model, not a curated record. The coding region runs from base 62 to 1540 and encodes 492 amino acids. Gene Ontology annotation, molecular function: hydrolase activity, hydrolyzing O-glycosyl compounds. Gene Ontology annotation, biological process: carbohydrate metabolic process. Lineage: Eukaryota; Viridiplantae; Streptophyta; Magnoliopsida; Ranunculales; Papaveraceae. The transcript is spliced from 7 exons.
UACAAAUUUCAAUAACUCUGCAAGGAAAAAAAAAAAGACUAGUUGGGAUAGAAUUCCCACGAUGCAGCUUAUUUCUAUAUCCAUUUUGGUCGUAGUACUUUUUUCAUGUUAUUGCUAUGCUUUAGAUGCUAAAAAUUACGCUGAGGCACUCGAGAAAUCCAUUAUGUUCUUCGAAGGGCAACGAUCAGGAAAGCUACCACCUAAUCAACGAGUUACUUGGCGAGGGGACUCUGGAUUAAAGGACGGGUCUCCUGAAAAUGUGGAUCUCUCUGGAGGAUAUUAUGAUGCAGGAGAUAAUGUCAAAUUUGGUCUUCCUUUGGCUUUUACAACGACAAUGUUGGCUUGGAGUGUUGCUGAAUUUGGUCGAAAUAUGAAACACCAAGCUGCGCAUGCCAGAGAUGCCAUUCGGUGGAGCACAGAUUAUUUACUAAAGGCAGCUACAGCCAAACCUGAUACAUUAUACGUCCAAGUGGGAGAUCCUAAUGCAGAUCACGAAUGCUGGCAAAGGCCUGAGGAUUUGGAUUCCUCCCGGAAAGUAUACAAGGUGUCUACACAAAAUCCAGGUUCUGAUGUCGCGGGAGAGACUGCUGCUGCAUUAGCUGCUGCUUCGGUUGUGUUUAAAAGAUCUGAUCGUCCAUACUCCACCAAGUUACUUCAAACUGCCAUGAAAGUAUUUGAUUUUGCGGACCAGCAUAGAGGAUCUUAUAGUGAUUCUCUCAGUUCAGUUGUUUGCCCAUUUUACUGUUCUUAUUCUGGAUACAAUGAUGAACUUCUAUGGGCAGCAGCGUGGCUAUAUAGAGCGACAAAAGACGAUAAGUACCUGAACUACAUUAAAACCAACGGUCAUACUGAUGGUGGAGACGAUGACGACUUCUCUUUCAGUUGGGACGAUAAACGAGUUGGCACCAAAAUUCUUCUUUCCAAGUUCUACCUACAAAAGAAAGUUCAAGACUUGCAGUCCUAUAAAAACCAUGCUGACAACUACUUUUGCUCUCUCCUCCCUGGAUCACCUACUUUUAGCACCAAAUAUACGCCAGGAGGACUUCUCUUCAAACAAGGUGAAUGUAAUAUGCAAUACGUUACUAGCACAGCUUUCCUCCUCGUGACAUAUGCAAAGUACUUACAGUCAUCAGGAGAAUCGGUGUCCUGUGGAUCAAAGGGUUUCGCAGCGAAAGACCUCGUUGCUUUAGCAAAGAAACAAGUAGAUUAUAUUUUAGGUGAUAAUCCUUCAAAAAUGUCAUACAUGGUAGGUUUCGGAGAGAAAUAUCCACAAAAAGUUCAUCAUAGAGGUUCUUCUAUACCAUCAAUACGUCAACAACCUAGUCAGAUAGCUUGUAAAGAUGGAUUUCAACAUCUCAAUUCAGGAUCACCGAACCCUAACGUACUUGUUGGAGCCAUUAUGGGAGGUCCUGAUCAAGGCGACAGCUUCAAUGAUGAUCGAACUAACCACGAGCAAUCCGAACCAGCUACUUACUUUAAUGCACCAUUUGUUGGUGCUGUCGCAUACUUCGCAGGCUCACCACCAACAUCAACCAGCUGAUGAUAUAAAUUUCAAGUGCGGAUUUAAAAUUUAGUGCUGAGUUUUCUUUAGAAACACUAAACAUUUUUUAUUUCUUUUUUAAUCUUUGUUAAUUUAAUCAUUUAGCAGUCAUAACCGAAUGAGUGGAAUUUUCAUUUCGUCGGUAAUUAAAUUGAAGUUCAGACCUGAAGUUCACUAUUUGCAUGCUAGAUCGUAAUAUGGGAUGUCGGUUGUACUGUUUGCACU